GAUGCAAUUCAAAAAAAAACGGUACAGUUAUUGUGAUUGAAACCUGUGAUUAAGAAGCACCAUUGGAUUCUUGAAAAAAAGUCGCAUUCUGCUUUUCAAUAGCAUAAAGUGAUAUUUUGAAUUACCGGUUCAGUGAUUUUCGUAAAUAGAGAUGGCACCCAAUAUCUCGAGCAAAAAUUCUGAAAUACACGCGGAGGAAGAUUUUCAAAAAGAGGAAUCUUUAAUCACCACGAAGAGGACGGAUAAUAAAAAUAAUAUACAAAAUCGAAACGCGACACAUAUAAAAUUCAAAGAAUUAUUUAAGUUCAAUACGGAGUUGAAGUGGUUGAAUGUCAUAUCCAUUAUUUUUCUUCAUAUGAGCAUGAUUUAUGCCUGUUUCACUUUUAAAUGGUCCGAAGAUCUCAGGACUAACAUUUGGAUGCUCGUCAUGUGUAUAAUACAAGCGAUCGGUGUUACUGCUGGUGCUCAUCGUCUUUGGACUCAUCGAGCUUAUAAAGCAAAAUGGCCACUCAGAAUUAUACUUUUCAUCUAUUAUGCUGCGGCUGGUCAGAAUAAUCUUUAUGAGUGGGUGCGAGAUCAUAGGGUGCAUCAUAAAUACACGGACACAGACGCGGAUCCACAUAAUAGCAACAGAGGAUUUUUUUUCUCCCAUGUCGGUUGGUUGAUGAUGAAGAAACAUCCAGAUGUCAUUCAAAAGGGUCGUCAAAUCGAUAUGAGCGAUAUAUUAGCCGAUCCUAUCACCGCGUUUGGUUGCAAAUAUUUCUCGAUAUUUAAAUUCGUCUUUGCCUUUUUGCUACCGCUAAUAGUGCCUGUUUAUGGAUGGAAUGAAACUUGGUCCAGAGCCUUUACGUCACAGAUUAUACGUUACGUUUUAAGUUUAAAUUGCACAUGGAGUGUUAACAGUGUGGCUCACAUCUGGGGUUCAAAGCCAUACGAUGCGUACAUAAAUCCGACAGAAAACAAAUUCGUCGCCUUUGUAGCGCUCGGUGAAGGCUGGCAUAAUUAUCAUCACGUGUUUCCGUGGGAUUACAAGGCGGCCGAAUUAGGAAAUUACACGCUCAACCUAACCACGAUGUUCAUCGAUGCCUUCUCAAAAAUCGGCUGGGCGUAUGAUCUCAAACAACCUUCCGAAGAACUCGUAAGAACCGUCGUAAUGAAGAAAGGUGAUGGGAGUCAUUCUCUGCAAAGUGUAUCGCAUCCAGAUAGCAAAAUGGAUUAAUAAUUUCUGUC
Molecule: messenger RNA, 1230 nt
Organism: Nylanderia fulva
Lineage: Eukaryota; Metazoa; Arthropoda; Insecta; Hymenoptera; Formicidae
Product: acyl-CoA Delta-9 desaturase-like
Biological process (GO): unsaturated fatty acid biosynthetic process
Cellular component (GO): endoplasmic reticulum membrane
Molecular function (GO): iron ion binding; stearoyl-CoA 9-desaturase activity
Source: RefSeq, a predicted model, not a curated record